This is a messenger RNA of Oxyura jamaicensis (ruddy duck), 476 nucleotides long. RefSeq names its product creatine kinase M-type-like. The record is from RefSeq and is a predicted model, not a curated record. The transcript has 2 exons. Gene Ontology annotation, molecular function: creatine kinase activity. Gene Ontology annotation, biological process: phosphocreatine biosynthetic process. Bases 1 to 459 code for a protein of 152 amino acids. NCBI's taxonomy places the organism in Eukaryota, Metazoa, Chordata, Aves, Anseriformes, Anatidae.
AUGGGGGAUGGGGGGGGGGGGGGUGUCCGUGGGGUCAGCGACAGCCGCGACGGGCGAGUGACCCCGUGCCAUGUCCCCUGUCCCCUGCAGAUCGAGGAGAUCUUCAAGAAAGCCGGGCACCCCUUCAUGUGGACGGAGCACCUGGGCUACAUCCUGACCUGCCCCUCCAACCUGGGCACGGGGCUGCGCGGCGGGGUCCACGUGCGCCUGCCCAAGCUCAGCCAGCACCCCAAGUUCGAGGAGGUGCUCAAGCGCCUCCGCCUCCAGAAGCGCGGCACAGGUGGCGUGGACACGGCGGCCGUGGGCGCCGUCUUCGACAUCUCCAACGCCGACCGCCUGGGCUUCUCGGAGGUGGAGCAGGUGCAGAUGGUGGUGGACGGCGUCAAGCUCAUGGUGGAGAUGGAGAAGAAGCUGGAGCAGAACCAGUCCAUCGACGACAUGAUCCCGGCCCAGAAAUAGGCCCCCCCCCCCCCCCC